Molecule: messenger RNA, 960 nt
Organism: Meloidogyne enterolobii
Lineage: Eukaryota; Metazoa; Nematoda; Chromadorea; Rhabditida; Meloidogynidae
Source: the annotation of a GenBank genome assembly
AUGUUUUCCUUAAAAGCUUCAAUCUUGAUUGUUAUUUCUUCCAUUGUUUUUGUUAAUAUUUUACAAGGAGUGGAUGGAUUCUUAUGGUUUAACAAGCAGAGCGCUGAGAAAAAGCAUCAUCACAGCGAAGAAAAGCAUUAUCAUCAUCGUAAAUACCAUCAUCAUUCCGAUGGUUCUUCAUCCUCAUCUUCAAGUUCAUCAUCUUCUGAGUCUUCUUCUGAUUCAUCAUCCUCAUCUUCAUCCUCAGAGCAUAGUUCCGAAUCUAGUGAGGAGAAAAAAUCAAAGAAAACAUCAAUAAAAACAACAGUAUUAUCUACAAUUCAGGCUAGUACAAGCACUUCAUCGCCAACAAACAGCACUCCUUGCCCAACAGCUAGUACUCCUUCCCCAUCAUCUAGCACUCCAUUGCCAGCAUCUCGCACUCCAUCGCCAACCGUAUCAACUACAACUCAAUUGCCAACAACGCAACGUUCAUUACCAACAAUUGCUAAAGAACCAACAACUCUUAUGCCUGAAAUUGUAACAAAAACAGCAACCGAUAAAGUAAGCAAUUCAACACCAUGCCAUAAAGAACCAAAGAAAACAUCAAUGAAAACAACAACAAUAUUACCUUCUACAUCUACUAAUCAAAUUAUUACCAGUACUCCAUCGCCAACAACCAGUACUCCACCAACAAUACCAACUAUUCCAAAUGUACGAACAACCCCUCCAAGCUAUAUAAUUAAUUCAAAUAAUAAUAUUAUUAAUAAAGUAGAAGAACCAAAAGGAGAAAAUAAAUUAGGCAAAGACGAUCAAAAUUCAAAUAAUCAGCCAAAAAGUGAAGAAAAUGAGGACAACGAAGAGGAUAAAAAUAAUUAUCUAAGCAGCACAGAACCUUCCUUAACUGGGGAUAUUGACCUGGAUUUGAAUGUUAUCAUUCAGAGAAGGAAAAAUAAAAUGAAUGAUAUGGUAAUUAUUUAA